Molecule: messenger RNA, 1389 nt
Organism: Suillus subaureus
Lineage: Eukaryota; Fungi; Basidiomycota; Agaricomycetes; Boletales; Suillaceae
Product: kinase-like domain-containing protein
Exons: 10
Coding region: 1-1389 (462 amino acids)
Biological process (GO): peptidyl-threonine phosphorylation; actomyosin structure organization
Cellular component (GO): cytoplasm; cytoskeleton
Molecular function (GO): protein serine/threonine kinase activity; ATP binding
Source: RefSeq, a predicted model, not a curated record
AUGCAACGCUCGAGCAGUCAGUCGACGACUUCAACCGACUAUGUUACUUUCGAGCGUAGCGCUGCUGGUUUCUCGGACGAUGCUGUUCACCGUGCAAAAGCUGCGCAGCUCAAGCUGGAGCAUUUCUACAAAGUUGCCGUAGAGGCAGCCAUCGAGCGGAACACCAGACGCGUUGAGCUUGAAAGGAAGCUGCAGGCCGCUGUCAUGACGUCCGAAGACAGGAAACAUCGCCAACUGCAACAACUGGGAAAGAAAGAAUCUACUUAUCUUCGACUUCGGCGGACGCGGUUAGGUUUGGAUGACUUCAGAACAGUUAAGGUGAUCGGGAAGGGUGCUUUCGGUGAGGUCAGGCUGACAUUGAAGAAGGAGGAGAUGUUGAAAAAGGACCAGUUGGCCCACGUCCGUGCUGAGCGUGAUAUUCUGGCCGAGUCCAACUCCGCUUGGGUGGUUCAGCUGUUUUAUUCCUUCCAAGACCCACAGACGCUGUAUCUUAUCAUGGAGUUCCUCCCUGGUGGGGACCUCAUGACCAUGCUCAUUAAAUAUGAUACAUUCUCCGAGGACGUCACUCGGUUCUACAUCGCAGAAUGUGUACUUGCUAUCGACACUGUUCAUAAGCUUGGCUUCAUUCACAGGGAUAUCAAGCCGGACAACAUCCUAAUCGACAAGGAUGGUCAUAUAAAGCUGUCUGAUUUUGGACUGUCGACUGGUUUUCACAAGCAACAUGAUUCAAGUUAUUACCAGCGGCUUUUGGACUCUUCCAACGGCGUGCAGUCACCGGCUGCCGCUGCCCGUAACAGUGUCAUGGUCAAUGCUAUACACUUGACUAUGUCAAGCAAAGACCAAAUCGCUACAUGGAAAGCUAACCGUCGGAAACUGGCAUAUUCGACUGUUGGAACUCCUGAUUACAUUGCUCCCGAAAUCUUUCAGCAGAAGGGUUAUGGCAACGAGUGUGAUUGGUGGUCGUUAGGUGCGAUUAUGUUCGAAUGCCUGGUUGGAUACCCUCCCUUCUGCUCCGAAAAUACGCACGAUACCUAUCAAAAGAUCAUGCAAUGGCAAUACCACCUAGUGUUCCCGGAUGAUGUCCAUCUGAGUCGAGAAGCCGAAGAUCUGAUCCGGCGACUCAUCACAUCUCAAGAUCGCCGAUUGAAUAUUGAACAGAUCAAGAAUCAUCCGUUCUUCUAUGGCGUGGAGUGGGACAGUAUACGCCUGAUUGAUGCACCUUUUGUACCACAUCUUCGCUCGAUCACGGAUACGUCGUACUUCCCUACGGACGAGAUUGACCAAGUACCAGCCGAAGGCCCUGUAGUAGACGCUACCGAUGCUCAAAAGGACCUUGCGUUCCUCGGAUAUACCUUCAAGCGAUUUACGAUAUCAUCACACGUUGCUUGA